AUGGCAGACACUAUGUAUCCCGUGCAGAAACCAUGGCUGUUCGAUUUACGCUCGUCAAAGCAACUCAUCGGCCUGGCUGUCUUUGCCACGACCUUCACUGAUGGCUUUCUCUACGGCAUCGUUGUAUCUGUUCUUCCAUUUUCCCUUACCGUCCGCUCUGGGGUCCCCGAAUCCGAAGUUCCAUUCUGGACAUCAACCUCCCUAGCCAUCUUUGGUCUAGCAAUGGUACUGAGCGCCCCGAUGGCAGGCUGGAUUGUCAGAAAAUGCGAGAAACGCCAGUUACCAUUCCUGGGCGGUCUUUCUUGCGCGUUUGGAGCAACUCUAUUCUUCAUGAUCGGGACCAGGCCGUGGAUUAUCAUUGUGGCAAGGACUUUUCAAGGACUGUCUGCGAGCGUGGUCUACACUGCUGGCCUGACGCUGUUGGUGGAUACGAUUGAGUCGCACGAGCUGGGACCCUGGAUUGGAUUUGGACUCUCUGGCAUGAACUUUGGAGUGCUUGUAUCACCUACUCUCGGAGGAAUCGUUUAUGAGAAAGCAGGAUUCUAUUAUGUUUUCGUCAUGGCUCUUGGGAUCAUCUUGAUUAACUUAGUACUGAUUCUGCUCAUCAUUGACAGAAAGGCUGCUGAGAGAUACAGAGCGGAGUUUGAUCCAGAUGGAGUUUCAGCCGUUCGAAAUGGAAAUCAUGCGAAUAAGUCUACUACGCAUGGUAAGCGACGACUGUCCAGGGUUGAAAACGGCGACUUGAAUGUCACCACGCCGCUGCUUUCACGCCGCAGAGAACCCACUGCUGAAGUUACAAUACAUGCUACCUGGUCAUCUAUCGUUGGAGGAUUUGUUCGAAACCCUCGUAUAGUCGCUGCACUAUAUGGCUGUCUCAUUAACACUAUCCUUAUGAGCUCCAUGGAUGCCGUCCUGCCGAUCUUUGUUAAGCAGACCUUCCACUGGCUAUCUGGUGCAACAGGGGCAAUCUUCUUGAAUUUGACCAUACCAUCCCUUAUUGGUCCAUUUAUAGGAAUGGUUUCAGACAAAUAUGGUGUCCGGCUGAUCUCGGUCCUCGGUUUUACUUCCGCAGCGAUAGGCGCCAUGUUUCUCGCACUGAUACAAAACGACGAUAUUACAAGCAAAGUGUUGGCAUGCAUAUUCUUGUUCGUUGUGGGUGUGGGCCUCAAUACCUCGUUGACUCCUCUCGUCACGGAGAUACCUCGGAUUGUCAAUCGUCUCCAAGACGAGCAGCCUGAUGUGUACGGAGAUGAGAGUGCAGUUGCUGAAGGCUAUAUGCUUCUUGAUGUUGUCUUCGGUGCUGGGACUCUCCUAGGGCCCUUAAUAUCAGAACACGCUUUCGAGAGAUUAGGAUGGACCGGAUGCACUGCUGUGAUGGGACUUUUGAGUACCUCAGCUAUCCUUCCAGUAACAAUGUAUCUGACCCCUAAUCGAAAGGGCUCUUUGAGAAAUCCCGAGCAUUGA
Molecule: messenger RNA, 1464 nt
Organism: Penicillium soppii
Lineage: Eukaryota; Fungi; Ascomycota; Eurotiomycetes; Eurotiales; Aspergillaceae
Exons: 4
Coding region: 1-1464 (487 amino acids)
Biological process (GO): transmembrane transport
Cellular component (GO): membrane
Molecular function (GO): transmembrane transporter activity
Source: RefSeq, a predicted model, not a curated record